AUGGAUCAGAGCCGGCGGGCGGUGGAGUCGUACUGGCGCUCGCGGAUGGUGGACGGCGUCACGGCGGACGACGACAAGGUCGCGCCCGUCUACAAGCUCGAGGAGAUCUGCCAGCUCCUGUGCGCCUCCGACGCCAGCAUCGUCAAGGAGGUCGCCGACUUCGUCCUCAAGCGCCUUGACAACAAGAGCCCCCUCGUCAAGCAGAAGGCCUUACGGUUGAUCAAAUACGCAGUUGGAAAAUCUGGUACUGAUUUCAAGAGGGAGAUGCAAAGGCACUCAGCGGCUAUGCGCCAACUAGUUCAUUACAAGGGCCACCCUGACCCCCUAAGAGGGGAUGCCCUUAAUAAGGCUGUUCGCGAAACUGCGAAUGAGGCUAUAGCUGCAAUUUUCUCCACAGAGGACCCUAAACCUUCUGUCGCAACCGAAAGUCUUGGCAAGCGCAUACAGGGCUUUGGAAAUACUAAUUACGAGCCAUCUAGAGAUGACAAGAAGUCUUUCCUUAGUGAAUUUAGCGAGGUAGUGGGUAUUGGAAGUGCAUCCAUCAAGCAGGGUUUGAGCAACUUUGCUGCAGCACAUGCAAUGAUGAUAAAUGACAAUGGUAGCACAUACAAGAGCCCUAAUCUCCGUAGAUCUUUGACCACAGAAUCUGAAAGAUAUGGUCGAUAUGAUCCAAGUGAGAUUCAAAGUGAGAGCCGUGCCUCAUCUGGUGCUUCAAAGCAUGCGGCCUCUGGUUCUUGGGGUCCAACUUCCAGUUCUGUACCAACUGAUGAUACUAGCUCAAGUCAACCAGGGAUUAAGACUCGUGAAGAAAGACUUCUGGAGACAAUAGUUACUGCAAGUGGUGUGCGAUUGCAACCAACGCGAGAUGCUUUGCAAAUUUUUUUAACAGAAGCUUCCAAAUUGGAUGCAGUUGCCUUGAGCCGUGCGCUAGAGAACAAACUGAAUUCUCCAUUAUGGCAGGUUCGCAUGAAGGCUAUUUGUGUGUUGGAAGCCAUUGUAAGGAAACAAGAUACUGAUCCUUAUUCUAUCAUCGCUUCAUAUUUCAUCGAGAACACAGCUUCUGUUGUUAAAUGCUCUGAGCUGCCACAGGUUUCUCUCAGAGAGAAGGCCUCAAAGGUCUUGAAUAUGCUAAUUGGGGAACAGCUUACUGGAACCACAGCAACAAAAGCUGCAAUGCCCACACCUGUUCAGAUGCCUGAUUUGAUUGAUACAGGUGAUCAAGAUGAUCUAGCGACAAGUUCUGGACAGGAAAGCAAUGAACAGAAUACUGGGAACAAUGCAUAUGUUUCUUCAGUUGAUGAUUUGCUUGGUGGUGAACCUAUUGCUGAUAGUAAUGGAAGCGAUCCAUUUGCAGAUGUAUCAUUCCAUGAGGCUGAGACUAAGGAGACUAAUGAUCUGUUCUCAGGGUUGACAGUAGAAGAGAAAUCAUCAGUUACCAUGCACGAUAGUUCUUCAUCAAACAAAAAUGAAUUACCAGAUAUCUUUGGCAACGCCCCUGAUUCUUUCAUCCAAGCUAGUGUUACUGACCAAGGAACUGUCAAUGAUUUGAUGGCUGGUUUGAACCUUAAUGGAACAGGCCAGGCUCAGUCUGCAGUUAAAGCAGAGCCCAAUAGCAACUUCAGUGGUUCACAGUUCUUUGAUACAAACAAUGAGACCAGCCAUGUGGCAAGUGCUGCAGCACUGAAUGGCAUUCUUGGUCAAAACUCAUUUUACCAACAGCAGCAGACUCCCUUGCAGUACAGCUUCCCUCAACAUGUGAUGCUCAAUCAAUCAUUUCCUGGGCAACAAUUAAAUUAUGGUGCCAUGGGGAUUCUUCUUGCUCAGCAGCAGCAGUUACUGCAAAAUUUUGGAAAUUUCAAUGCUGGACUUGGGAAUUCUUCUUUCAAUUCGAUGAACAGUGGAAAUGCAUCUGUGCUUCCAGAUAUUUUCAAUUCAAGUAAUCAACCUCAAAAUCAUGUUGCAGUGAUGAGCAGUUCGAAGAAAGAUGACACUAAAGCUUUUGAUUUUGUUUCGGAUCUCCCAUGCCUAGACAAGAAGUUUGAUACCUUCCAGGAUCUCCCAUCCCUAGACAAGAAAUUCAAUGUCUUCAAUCCUCAAACAGGGCACUAA
Messenger RNA from Miscanthus lutarioriparius, 2109 nucleotides. The record is from the annotation of a GenBank genome assembly. Lineage: Eukaryota; Viridiplantae; Streptophyta; Magnoliopsida; Poales; Poaceae.